Molecule: messenger RNA, 2508 nt
Organism: Lates calcarifer (barramundi perch)
Lineage: Eukaryota; Metazoa; Chordata; Actinopteri; Centropomidae
Gene: nrm
Product: nurim
Exons: 4
Coding region: 57-896 (279 amino acids)
Cellular component (GO): nuclear membrane
Source: RefSeq, a predicted model, not a curated record
GAAGAAACCAGUGUGUGUGUGUGGAAGUUGCCAAAUGAAGAUUAACGCUGAUUGAAAUGGCGUCAGUCACGGUACGUGGCUGGGCUCUCGGCACCGUGUCUCUGCUAAACUUUGCGUUUGUUUUCAUAUCCGGUUCAGACUUUAUUCGGUUUAUAUCAUUUCGAGCCAUUUACCAUAACAUCACCGGGGAGACGACACUGUGUCAAGACUCCAUACCGUGGUCAGUGGCCCUGCAGGACAGCUCUGUCCUCAGGUGUCUCAUUGUGGAUCUGGGUCUGCUCGCCCUCUUCACCACACAGCACAGUCUUCUCGCCUGGUCACCUGUGAAACAGGCCCUCCAGUCAGUACUGGGGCCCCUGAACAGGACGGCGUACUGCUUCACCACUGCUCUGGCACUGCAGAUCUUGGUGCGGUACUGGCAGCCUGUGACUGGCGCCCCCUGCCUGUGGUCAGUGCGCCAUGCACCCUGGAGUAUCUGGUUCCCUCUGCUCUGCUUCACCCUGCACUUCAUCUGCUGGGCCAUCAUCUGCAGCAUCCUCAUGAUCUUUGAUUACCCAGAACUGCUGGGCCUCAAGCAGGUGUAUUACGAGUGUCUCGGUUUAGGAGACCCCCUGUCCCACAAGUCGCCCCACGCCCAGCGCUUCCUGUCUCACCUCCGCCACCCGGUGUGCCUGGAGCUGGGCGUCGUGCUGUGGCUCCUGCCGGCCUUGUCCCUGGACAGGCUCCUGCUGGCGGGGAUCCUGUCGACCUACCUGGCCCUGGCACACUCCCUGGACAAACAGGAUUUAGCCUACCUGUGCGUCCAGAUUAACAGGAAGAUGCAGCUCCUCGCCCAGCCACACCGGGGCAUCGCCAGCGCCACCGACAGGGACAACAGUAACCACAAGGAGAAGUGAGGUCAAGGUCUUCUCACUGCUGAAGCUGACUGCUAUUCUAAUAUUAACCAGAAAUAUUAAUUCAAAACUGACUUCUACAGAUAACAUGCUCUGGUCAUUUCUGCUAAAAGAAAAUGGCCACACUCGAACUGAAUUUGUUGCAUCUUGACACUGAUUUUUUUAUAUUUUCUUUUUACUGUGUAUGUAGUUUCAGAAAGGGAGAAAACACUUCCUCUAUUAAUGAGGAUUAUCACUAUUCUCUAAAGGUGGCUGAUUUUACUGUUACAUUUCUGAACCAACUUAAUAUAACGGUUACAUUUUUAUAGAUAUUUCUAAUUUCAGAUGAAAUUUUAGGGGAGAGGUUCAUACAAAAUAGAUAUUGUGUGUAAUAUGUUGUGUAGCCUGAUCAAUACCAGACAUAUAACACAGCAUACAUAAUGAAAGGGACAUUUAACAGUUGAAAAAUCAACUUGUUUUGUCACUUGUGCAUAAAAAAACAUUUAAAUACCUACAAUUCAAAAAAGAAAAGAGAAAAAGGAAAUAAAAUUAAAACGUUUGUACACUCAGCUGAGGUAGAAAAAUACUUGGCAAUCAUGACAUACAUGAAGCGUAUAAUGGCAACAUUUGUUGACAAGAUGACAACAAGAGAUGAAAACUCGCAACAGACAAAAACAUUUCUGCAGCAACGUAAUGCUCCUUAUAUCAUUACAUUGAACACCAUAUUUAUGUUUGUUUUUUUUUUUACGUUUGUUUGAGGUUUGACUGAUGCUCUUUUAAAUACGUUAUCUUGCAGUCUCUUCUUCUGUGGUGGUUUAAAAACACAACCUGGAGAAUCUGCACCACCAACUCCUUAUUUCAAUGAACCAGCUCCCGUCAUUUGCAGCUAAUAUUAAUCUUAAUGGAUGGAAACGCGUUAGAUCUGUUUUUUGAUUAGGAUAAGAUUUUGAUGUGGACUUGACUUGUGUUACUUGACUAAAUUACUUCAAACCUACUUGAAAUUUCUUGUUGCGUAUCGGCCGACAUACAGAUACCGAUGUUUCUGCAGUGAGCUAAUGUCAGUCUAGCUCUAAUAUUUUGCAGUGAAACCCUCCAAUUUUUUUUUUUUUUUUAACUAUGCUGAAUGUGUUUUAGUACAUCAGUUUCUUUUUAUGGGCUUUUACAUUCCAUGUGCCAACUACAUUUAUACUGUAUUUGUCAGCACACUGUUUUCACGUUUAUUUGUCCUUGGAGGAGAAUGUAAUGUUGAGAUUUCACACUGGCAAAAGCACAGAAAUGCAGCUUUAUUUUUCCACAACUUUUAGCUGUAAUGAUAUUGGUAUUUCUGAGAUUAUGAAUGUAUUUCCUCUCUUGCUUAUGUUGUGGGUGAAUCUGCAUAAAUGGCAGGCUAAUUUUGUGCCUUUCCCAGUCUGUUUUACUUUGAUAAUCCAAGUAAAUUGUGUCAAAAGGUAAAAGCUUGUUGGCAGAACGACCAGUAUUUUAUUAAGUGUCAUAAAUUCUUGAACUUUAAAGUACUGUAAUCUUUGGUUUCAUGAGUAUUAUGGGCUAAUAUAACAGGCCUCACUAUAAAGACAACAAUAACUUUAAGUAUUUCUAAGACCAUGUUGAAUAAAUAGAAUAAGCUGAAUACUGUUAA